Penicillium coprophilum is the source of this 1455-nucleotide messenger RNA. Its product is annotated as phosphatidyl synthase. NCBI's taxonomy places the organism in Eukaryota, Fungi, Ascomycota, Eurotiomycetes, Eurotiales, Aspergillaceae. Gene Ontology annotation, biological process: glycerophospholipid biosynthetic process. The record is from RefSeq and is a predicted model, not a curated record. The coding region runs from base 1 to 1455 and encodes 484 amino acids. Gene Ontology annotation, cellular component: mitochondrion. The transcript has a single exon.
AUGCCUCGCUUCGAGGACUCUGACUUCGCGGUCGAUCCGGCUGCCCAGGAUCCCCGCGCACAGGAUCCCCACGGUGCGCUCUCACCCCGGGAGCGCCAGGCUUCCGGCCUCACUAUCCCCGCUGCAGGCGGCAACACCGUUGAGAUCCCCGCCACCCGCAGCGCUAUCAGUGAUGCCGCCCAAUUCAUGCACAACCUGAGUUUGUCUCCCUCCAUGAAGGACCGCCGGGGCUCGCGUAACUCCUUCGGCACUUCCCUCCCUAUUCCUCGCUCCCCUCGCAUGUCCCGCCUCUCAUCUGUGCAGCGCGGUGCUCCUUCAGUCUCCCGGGACAUCUUGGCCUCCCAGGUUCAGGAUAUUAACAAGGAAUUGACUGCCAAGGCCAAGAACAUGGCCUUCGCUUUCGACAUCGAUGGUGUGCUGGCACACGGAAACCACGCCAUUGAGGAGGCUAAGGUCGCUCUCAAGAUGCUCAACGGCGACAACGAGCUGGGCAUCCGCAUUCCCCACAUUCUCCUCACCAACGGUGGUGGUAAGACCGAAGAGGCUCGCUGUGCUCAGCUCUCCGAGAUCCUCGAGCAGCCCAUCUCCACCGACCAGUUCAUCCAAUCGCACACUCCCAUGCAGGCCUUGGCUGAGUACUACGAUACCGUUCUGGUUCUUGGUGGUGAAGGCUUCAAGAUCCGCGAGGUUGCCGAGAACUACGGUUUCAAGACCGUCGUUCACCCUAAGGAUCUUCUCGCCUGGGACCCCUCCAUCUCUCCCUGGGCUACUCUCACCGAUGCCGAGCGCGCCGAGGCUAAGCCCCGCGAUUUCUCCCAGAUGAAGUUCGACGCCAUCAUGGUUUUCGCCGAUUCUCGUGACUACCAGACCGAUUUCCAGGUCAUUAUGGAUCUCCUGCUCGCCGAGGACGGCAAGCUCAUGACCAAGGCCAAGGACCCCGUCGCCACCCGCAUUCCCAUCUACUUCUCCCAGGGUGAUCUUCUCAUGCCCACCGAGCACAAGGGUCUUCCCCGUCUCACCCAGGGUGCCUUCCGUAUCUCCGUUGAGGCCCAGUACAAGACUCUCACCGGUGUCGACCUUGAGCGUGUGGUCUACGGUAAGCCCGAGCGUGCUACCUACACCUACGCCGACGAGGUGUUGAAGUCCUGGAUGGAGGAGCUCCACGGCGUCGCCCGUCUGCCCGAGAACGUCUACAUGGUCGGUGACAACCCCGCCUCCGAUAUCAUCGGUGGAAACAUGUACGGCUGGAACACUUGCUUGGUCCGCACUGGUGUCUUCCAGGGCAAGGAGGGUGAGAAUGACCCCAACAGUCCUGCCAACUUCGGUGUCUUCAACAACGUCCUCGAGGCCGUCAAGGCUGCCAUUGCUAAGGAGCUUGGCCCCGACUUCAAGCUCAAGUGGAACCCCAAGGUCAACCCUGUCACUCACGGCGAGGGUGCCUCCGCUAUUGAGUAA